AUGUUCCUUUGUAAUAACAUCACCUCCUGGCUAUGGAUUGGCCUUAUAGGGGUAUUUCUAUGUCUCAUUGUCAAACUUUUUGAGACCAGUCCAGUGCCAAAUGACAUUCCCUGGGUCUUGAAGAGGAAGGGUAUCUUGGGGCGUGCUGCAGAGCGUUUCAUUGGUGUCAAUCCAGUCGGCUUCAUUCACGAAGGGUACCAGAAGUACUCCAAGUACCAGAAACCGUUCGUGUUGCCCAGCGUCACCGAGGGCGAUGAAGUUCUGCUCCCAACAGAUCAGUCCAAUUCCAUUUUAUUUGCCGCAGAAACCAAAUUUAGCUUCAAAUCCAACAUUAUGGAGUUCUUCCAGCUUAAAUAUACCAGCUGGCCGCUGGCGUUCUCGGAGAAGUACGACUUAUAUGUCAAGGUCAUAAGCAAAGACCUCACUGAAACACUGAAAACGGAGUCUGUUGCAAUAUCACUCAAUGAGAUUUACCUAUAUUCCGCAAUGGAGAAGAUGGCAUCCCGGAUGAUCAAUGUGCUUGCGAUAGGCCCAGGCCACAGUCGCGACAAUAUUCUUCUGAGCGCCAUGACACAUUGCUCAAAUGCAAUCGUCUUUGGGGCAAGCAUCAUAAAAGCCUUCCCGUCAUUUCUUCAUCCGAUCGUCGGCCCCUUCGUUGGAUUGGUCAACAGAUACUUUGAGUUAGUCUUCCAUAGCCGUAUGAAGCCUAUCAUCGAGUCGAAGGUCGAUGAGCAGCAGAAGGCCAUGUAUUUGGACGGUCGGCAGGAAACACUGAAGCCCAAGGUGGGGGUCUUGUUGGACUUGCUUAUCCAGACUGGGCUCCGUAGUAAAUGGCCGAUGGAGAUCACGUCGAUGUGCGUUCUUCUUGACAUCUUGAGCCACCCAGUGGAAGGGAAGCUCACUAAGCUUUUGCAGGAAGAGGUUGAAAGCAUUGCUGCCAGUUCGGGCGGUGUAUGGACUGCAUACAACCUGGGAAAGGCUUCGCUUCUGGACAGUGCAGUAAAAGAGAGCCUCCGGUUGAACGGCAUUAAUGCUGCCAGCCCUACAAGGAAGGUGGUUGCACCUGACGGGGUCACCCUGGCGAACAACCUCUUCUUACCUUACGGGACCAAGGUUGGGAUCCCCCAGUAUGCCCUCCACCGUGACGAGGAAUUCUAUCCGGAGCCAGACAAAUACAAUCCCUACCGCUUCUACACGACAAAUGCCACUGCUGCGGAGAGACAUCAGAAUGGAAUGACCACAACCAGUGAUAAAUUUGUGGUUUUUGGUCACGGUCGUCGGCAAUGUCCCGGACGUUGGAUCUUCGCCCACAUCUUCAAGGUGUUUAUCGCAGAAAUGCUUCUGAAUUAUGACAUUCAACCUAUCCCAGUACGUCCCAGGAUUCAUAGAUGGGGUCGUUUCCAGCUGCCACCAGUCACAACUAGGAUCGCUGUCCGGCGCAGGAAGAGCAAAGCCCCUAUUCCCGUGUGACUGACCAGUGUUUGGAGGCGGGUAACUGGUGGAUUCCUUCCUGACCAUGAUAACCAACAUGUUUGGGAGUGUCUGCACAUAGCUCCUUGCGGCGGGAUUUGAGCCUGAUGAACAAGAUCAAGAAUCGAGAGCAAUAUAUGAGACUGUGCUUCUGAUAGUAAGGCCUUAUGC
Molecule: messenger RNA, 1641 nt
Organism: Aspergillus ibericus CBS 121593
Lineage: Eukaryota; Fungi; Ascomycota; Eurotiomycetes; Eurotiales; Aspergillaceae
Product: cytochrome P450
Exons: 8
Coding region: 1-1470 (489 amino acids)
Molecular function (GO): heme binding; monooxygenase activity; iron ion binding
Source: RefSeq, a predicted model, not a curated record